GUGAUCGCGCCUCAGUCGCUUACUGCCUUGACGUUGGUGUGUUUUUGUUACGUUUUACUGUGUUCAUCGUGUAUCGUUAUCAUUUUUGUUUCCUUUAAGAACAUGCCUCGUGUACCGUUAUUAUCGUUACUUCUCUUUUUUUCUAUUAUUUCUAUAAAUCUCGCUGGACUUGCGAAAAGAACAUUAUAUUUCGAGGAACGAUGCAAAAAUCAAAAUUGGACUACGAUGUAUCUGAGAGCAGACGGUUCGAACGAUACGUUACAUUAUCUUUGGGAUUUUGGCGGUAAACCAUCGAUACUAAUGGCGCUGACGUCGCUCUCGGCGACAUUAAAUAUUACUUGCGAAGAUUUUCUUCAGAGAAAAAUGAACUCCGUCGUAUUUUCGGAAAAUCCAAAUUACACGGUUGGAUUUAUAUUAAAUAAGAUUAUCGAAUUCAACGAUGUAAAUGAUACGGCAAUGAUUAAUUUAGACAACGUCGCUAAUAUAAACUUUUUAAUGCCAGAAUUCUUUCGUUGGUCGCGCAAAUCCUUUUCGAUGUUCGGUGAUUCCUUCGGUUUGGAUAUGGAGGGUAACUCUUAUAAAGAUACAGCUAUGAAUAUCACCAGAUACGGGAGUAUAAAACUUUCGUUAAGAGGAUAUUACUUUAUGGAUCAUACCGACACAACACCGCACAUGUUGCAUACUGAAAAUGCGAUGCUGGUAGAUUUAAUUUUGGACAAUAUACAAACGAACGAGACUUUCUCCAGUAGCAGAUUCGCUAUCGAAUUAAUAAUCGUUGGGGGUGGUAAUCCUGAUAAAAUGGUAAUCAUCGAUCCUAAAAAGAAUUUGGACGACGAACAUACACCGGGUAUAUUCGAGAUGAUCGAAGUAAGGAUACCGUCCUUCGAUAAGACCGAUGAAAUAGGAAAUAAUGGUGCAUAUUUACAAUGGAGACCAGUGUCUUAUGGAUCAGAAAAGCGAGAUAUCGCUGGUUCAACGGAAAUCGUACAGUAUCGACCAUCGAAAGUAAAUCAUCAUGCGAUCGAGAACUCUAUGCUUUAUUGUUACUACGGAAGGGAAUCUAAAGAUAUUCUAGUUCAAACGCUCCUGAUCUCGAUCGGAUCAAAAGGAGAUGGAUUUUAUAAAAAUACUCAUUACACAACGUGGACUUUCAUUAUUGGAUACGGCAUACCGCCAGACGAGCAGUUUUCUUAUUUGGUGAUCAUGAUCAUCUCGAUCGGACUUGGUCUUCCUCUUAUCAUUAUGUUCUUAGCUGGAUUGUAUAUGUGUAUUCGUAACAUGUCCAAGCGAAACACUAACACUUAUUUAAAUCGAUGAGCAAAUAAUAAGGUCAGCCAGAAAUCAGGCCAUCUAGACUAAACAUGACGGAUGUACAUAUACAUAUAGACGUAUCAUGUGUAUUGGUACAUAUAUGUACGUGCAUAUAUGCGUAUAUAUAGUUAUAAGGAUUUCUAACUGUACCACCGAUGAACAACCGAAGCCGAGAUUUCUCUCUGCAAUUAUGCACACUAGUACACGAACGAACAAGUUUAUAUGGAUAUUUUUACACGAGCGCGUAGUUGCACGGCCGAGUGAGAGAGAGAGAGAGAGAGAGAGAGAGAGAGAGAGAGAGAGAGAGAGAGAGAGAGAGAGAGAGGCAUCGAUUUAACGCGAGGAGACUUUACGCGUCUCUUCUAUAUUGUUCCACGCACGAGAUUAAUAUUUUUUUUCUUCUUUUCUCUUCCUUUUCUUUUCUUUUCUUUUUUUUUAUUAAUAAAUUUGUCGACAGAAGAAUCAUGUAUAUAUUCAGUCGCAUAUGACGUAGUACGAACGUUUGCUAGACAAGUAUGGUUUUUAUACCUUUGACAGAAAUUUCGUACGAAGUUCUUCCUUCCUUGAGAACUCGAUUGAGAAAAAGUUGAAAAGAAAAAAAAAAUAAAUAAACAAAAAAGCAAAAAAAAAAAAAAGAAAUACGAGUAAAAAAUCGUAAAGAUAUAUGAAUCGUCCUUAUUUCGUUGGAUCUAGGGUAUAAUAGCACAAAACCAUCGAUUCGUCACCAAGAUGUCGCCGCACAGGACAAGAGAGAAUAAAAGCAAGCUGUAUCCUA
Molecule: messenger RNA, 2086 nt
Organism: Vespula vulgaris
Lineage: Eukaryota; Metazoa; Arthropoda; Insecta; Hymenoptera; Vespidae
Product: glycosylated lysosomal membrane protein-like
Exons: 6
Coding region: 103-1317 (404 amino acids)
Cellular component (GO): lysosome
Source: RefSeq, a predicted model, not a curated record